UUACACUUCACAAUUUGGUCUUGUUUUUUGAAGGGUUUUAACUUAUUUCUAUUUGCAUCAAAGAUUCAACGUUUUAGGUAAAAAAAUGCCCAAUACACCUUUCAAAAUUAAAUUUAUUUUUAAAAACAGCAAAGAUAAGAACAAAUCAGGAGAUAACAAUGCCCGUGUAUCCGAUACGCCUAAAAGAACAAACCAAAAUGGCAGAAAAAGACUCUUUAGCGAAGAAAUCGAUGAAUUUUCAUCGGAGGACGAUUAUUCCCCGGCACCUUCCAGUCCCCUUUCACCUUCACCAUCACCCUGCAGCUUCUCGCCGCCCAAAGUAAGCGAAGAGCUGCGACAAAGAGACCGUAACAUCAAAGAACGCGAGUCAUUUCUUAAAUCCUUCCUCAACGAUCCUGAGUUUGCCGAAGCCGUCCAGAGCAUUGGCCUCCUCUCGGAUAAACCAACCAGCCGACCUGCUUCAAAAACCAAACAACCGAGGCGCCGAAGGGCCUCUUCAGACUCGGCGUUCCGUAGCCACUGUCAAAUCCCCGUGGAAAAGCGGAAAUCCCUGCGAUUACAGAGCAAAGAACCGCAGUUCUCUCAUUCCGACCUUCCGGACGAAUCCUCGAAGAGGUAUUACGAAUCCGACGAGGAUGUUACAAAUUUAGAAGAAAUUGUGUACAAACCGACUAAACGACGAAGGAUUACAGCCAGGCCGACCGAACGUAGGGAUAUUCUACGUGUCGAAGAUGUAACGGAUGCGAUGAUAGAAAACAUAGCCAAAAAGGUGGCUGAUAAGGUGUACAGCGCGGAAAAAGGCACCAGUUGUCACCAGUGUCGCCAGAAAACUACUGAUACCAAGACCUUCUGCAGAUCGCAGGACUGUAUAGGCUUAAGGGGGCAGUUUUGUGGAGUGUGUUUGUUGAAUCGUUAUGGAGAAGAUGCAGCAGCAGCAUUAAAGGAUCCCGAUUGGGAAUGCCCUGUGUGUCGUGGUGUUUGCAAUUGCUCAUUUUGUAGGGCUAGAGAUGGGAAACGUCCCACCGGGAUUUUGGUGCCUCUUGCUCACAAAGCUGGACAUAAAUCUGUUAAGGACUUUUUGGAUAGCUUAAAUGGAACAGGGGAUUAUGCAGAUCCUACCAAAAACCCAAAUAAUUUACUAGGUUUCUCUGAAGAUCUACAAUUUGCUCAUAUGGGAAAUGGUGUUAAAGUCUACGUAGGACAAGGGCUACAUAGCCUGGAUGAAGAAAAAUCAUUAAUUAGUGAAAAUGAAAUUAAUGAAGUUUCAUCUCCCGUUCCAGAAAACCUAUUAGGUUUUACCGAAGAUCUGAAUUACGCUGUAAUUGAAGGAGGGGUUGAAGUUUAUAUCGGCUCACACAGUUUAUCUUAGUGUAGGUUUAUCGAAAUGAUGUUUAAAAUAUUUUUUACUUUUUUACAUUUUGUAUUGUAGUUAUUUUAUCGUAUUUUGCGAUUUGCCGCAUUUAUUUGAUCUACCAGCAAAUAGCAAUAACUUGC
Molecule: messenger RNA, 1494 nt
Organism: Phyllotreta striolata
Lineage: Eukaryota; Metazoa; Arthropoda; Insecta; Coleoptera; Chrysomelidae
Source: the annotation of a GenBank genome assembly